Xiphophorus maculatus (southern platyfish) is the source of this 2365-nucleotide messenger RNA. RefSeq lists its product as uncharacterized. NCBI's taxonomy places the organism in Eukaryota, Metazoa, Chordata, Actinopteri, Cyprinodontiformes, Poeciliidae. The transcript is spliced from 4 exons. The record is from RefSeq and is a predicted model, not a curated record. Bases 148 to 753 code for a protein of 201 amino acids.
CAUGUGAUGAUAUGUUCACUUCCCUUUUCGCCUUUUUGUAGUGGGAAUAUUAAACUUUUCUUCUGAUUGUUCAUCUGAUUCUGAUUGAUUAUGGUCACCAGAGCAUGAUCAAUCUGACAGCUGCUGUUAAAACAGAUGUAAAAGGACAUGGCAGCCGGUGUUGGACUGCUGCUUCUGCUCAUAGGAGUAUCUUAUGGUCAUAAAACUUUCUGUGAUGGCAGACACGAGGGAGCUCAAUGUUCUCAACCCUGGGGAGCAACUGUGUUUGUUCACCUGAUGGUUGAGGCCUCAGAAAACAUAAAAUUCCAGUGGACAAAGGAAGCAACAACAAUACUAAAUUGGAGAAACAGUAGACUCGUGACGAACACAUUAGAGAGCAGAUCUGAAUUUAUCUCCAACAAUGGGACAUUUAGGAUCAGCAGCCUUAGGGGCAGUGAUAGUGGUGAAUACACACUUACAUUUUUUGGUUCUGAUGGAAAAGCAACAGGAAAUCGGACUCUGCAUUUGUACAUUGAAGGCCGGUCCCCAAUAAGAGUUGGAGCAAUCUCUGCUCUGCUUUUGUUUUCUAUCCAUGUCGUUGUCUGUGCAAUCGUCAUCUGUGUUCAGAGGAAAAGGCAAAAAAGAAAAGGAGAAGAACUCCCUGCUGACUUGACCUACGUUGAUGUCAGAGUGGUGCAACAGCGAGAGAGGAAGUCAGUGAGUCAAAAAGUAGAGGAAGAGGUGGAGUACAGCCAAAUAAAGAUAGCAGGAUGAUUCUAAUCAAAUUCGACAGAAGAAAUGACACUAUAUGAAAAUUAAAUGAACUGUUGUCUGCUUUGGUGACGACUGCAGCACUCAUUGCAGAUCCACAGAAAAGAUGACGAUGCGGACUCCUAAAGACGUUUAACUCUUCUUUAAUCAUUGUAACUUUUAACAAUGCAAAAACAACUGCUUGUUUAUUUUAAUUGUAAUAUUUGUUCAUGACUGUAAUGUUAAAUUUGAUAAGGAAGUCUUGACAAAUUGGCAACCACUCAACCCAUUAAAUUACAAAAAAAGUUAAGAGACAAAUGUGCUGGAGUCCAAAGAAAAACAUGUUAUGUUUUCCGGAGCAACUCCUUACAGCCUACGCAAGUGAAAAACAAAAUAAAAGUUGUUAAUGGUGAAACUAACAAAUGCCUUGUACUUUAAAAAAAAUCACCUUAACCUUUUAAUGAUGUUGGGGCAACUGCAUACAUUUUCCGUAUCAAAAUUCAUAGUAUCGUAUCACUGGUCAAUGAUUAAACAAAACUGAAUAUUUGAACAAAAUCCAAAAGCAGUGAAGGUUCAGAAAGUGAAGAAAACAAAUGACAUCUUACAGAAAGUGGUAGUAAGAGAGGCAGGUUGCACCGCAGGAGAAACUGACUUAAUGAACUGGGAGGUGGAUGAUUAGUGAUGUGAUAAAGAGAUGAACGACUACUGAUGACUUUCUGCUGUGAGGGAGGAUCAAUGACUAAUUAAUAAAGAGACAUAAGGAGUUUCAGUGACUACACAGUUAGAUGGAUGUACAUUUUUAACUCAAUUUGCAGUAAUGCUAAUCUUUCCAAUUUAGGAUAAUGGAUUGGCUCUGCUGUGUGAGAUGUUCAACAUUUUGGACUUUCUCCACAACUUGACUUGACCUGUUUGCUGUCUGUUGGUCUUCAUGAUGGCGUUUGCUCUCUAAUAGAACAGCACUAUACCUACUGAGAUUAAUUCAUGCACUGCACACUCUAUUCAACCAACAAGCAAUUAUUUCAGGUAAUCUUGAAUGCCCUGGAAUUAAAAAAAACUUUCAGAGAAUAGGCGUCUAAAUAGAAAUACAUACAUUAAUUUUCACUAUUUUAAUUUAAAAAAAUCAUACAAUUAAACUCGUAGUUAUUAAUACCCAUGACCAAAAGAUUUUAAAAAAAAUUAUAAUUGCAUUCAACUAUGAAGUUUGUUUCUGACAAAAGGUCAAACUUUGCACUACUUAAAACAGCACAAUGUAAAAACCUGUUUUAGAAAAUAAUGUGUUCUUGACUUUCCUGUCAAAAAUGAUCUACAGCCUUCGCAAUAAUCUUGGGAUAAAUAUUUUAAUUUGGUUAUUUGCCUUUAGUGAUGAGCUCUAGAGUUUUUGUUCAAAAGACCUCCUUUCCAUCACCCUAACCUUGAUCUCACUCCACAGAAAAAAAAAGAACAUGUUGAAAACAAAUUAAAGAUUUAAUUAAUUGAAGUUGCUAGGGCUUAACUGUAUAGAUCAGGGGUGGGCAAUCCUGGUCCUCGAGGGCCAGUGUCCUGCACCUCUUGCAUGUCUCCCUAUUCCAACACACUUUAAUCCAGGGGUCUCAAACUCCAGGCCUCGAGGGCCGCAGUCCUGCAGUUUUUAGAUGUG